Vigna radiata var. radiata (mung bean) is the source of this 538-nucleotide messenger RNA. RefSeq lists its product as uncharacterized. The transcript has a single exon. The coding region runs from base 88 to 336 and encodes 82 amino acids. Lineage: Eukaryota; Viridiplantae; Streptophyta; Magnoliopsida; Fabales; Fabaceae. The record is from RefSeq and is a predicted model, not a curated record.
UGGGUUUGUAGCAAACAUCAAAGCAAGUAGAGACAUACACUUGUGUGAUAAACUAACAUCCUUAAUUCCCUCGACAAAACAUCGACCAUGGCGGGUUUCUUGGGCAACCUCUUUGGCUUGGGUGGAAACAAUGGUACUGAGAAUGCCUUCAAAAACUCGGGAUCAGGUGGACAAGAUUUCAAGAAAGGAGAAUUCAACACAGGUGUAGAAGUUGCUAGGGGUAGAUACGCACCUUGCAAUCGUAACAAUGGCACCAAAGAUGCUUUUAACAACUCUGGUUCUGGAAAGCAGAAUUUCGGAAGUGCCAAGUUCAACACUGGUGCUAGGUACCAUUAAGAACCUCUUACUGUGAGGUGCUUCCCAAAACUACGUAGCCCUAUUUAUAAUAAUAUGGAAAUAAAAAAAAUAAGUGCUAACUAUGUGGGCCUUUCUGUAAUAUGUGAUCAUAUAUGCUAAUAAUGGUGAUGCUGGAGCUCAAGCUCUUUGUCUGUAAUGCUGAACUCAUCCAGUUAUAUAAUAUGCUUUUAUUAUCUUCUUA